CAUCGCUCAGCAGUUGCGCGUUCACGUGUGGAGCCGGCACAUCUAGUCUACCCCCCCUCGCUACUAUCAGAAUUCUCCAACACUUACUCCACCACCUCCUCCUCCUCCUCCACCAUCGCUGGAAUUGCUUGGAGAGGGAGAGCGUGAGUGAGCGGUGCUGACUCCGACCACAGAGCGCAGAGUCGAUAAAACCCGCUUCCCACAAUGGAGAUAGUCGCCGCUGCUGAUAGUGAUGAGAGAGGACUCACGCUUCUAAGAGUAGUCGGUCAGCUACAGCGUGUUAUAGUGUUCUUGCACUCUUUCGCCUGCGACAGGGGUCAUCUGUGGUCCACGCAAUCGGCCGAGGCGAGACAAGGACCGGUCAUGUCCGACGAACAAAUCACCAAGAAGGACGAUGACGUUUCUCGUUACUUCACGUCUCCUCCGGCUUCUCUGGUUAGAGAAAUCUGCGAGGAGUUAAUUCUCAGCCAAGAGAAUCUGAAGGAGGUGUGCGAUGUUCUGCACGAAGAGCUCAACAAGGGCUUGGGAAAGGACACAAAUCCUGAAGCCACCAUUAAAUGUUUCCCCACCUACGUCAGAGAACUUCCCAAUGGGAAAGAGAAGGGAAGAUUCCUCGCUCUGGAUCUUGGCGGCACCAAUUUCCGAGUUCUGCUCAUUCAACUGGGCGAGAAAUGUUCCAUGGACAGCAGGAUCUACGCUGUUCCCCAGCCGAUUAUGGUUGGACCAGGAGACGGGCUCUUUGACCACAUAGCCGAAUGUUUGGCCAGCUUCAUUAAAGAGCGUGAAUUAGGAGACGAACUUCUCCCAUUAGGCUUCACGUUCAGUUUUCCCUGCAAGCAGGAGGGGCUGACGAAAGCUCGUUUAGCGCGAUGGACCAAAGGAUUCAAGUGCGCCGGUGUGGAGGGCAGGGAUGUUGUCGAGUUGCUCAAGGCAGCCAUUGCAAGAAGAGGGGACUGUAAGAUAAAAGUUAUGGGCGUUCUUAAUGAUGCCACAGGAUGUCUUAUCUCUUGUGCUUUUGCAAAGCAAAAUUGCAGAGCUGGUAUCAUCAUUGGUACUGGAACAAAUGCUUGCUACAUGGAAAAGUUGGAGAAGGUUGAACUGUGGGAUGGUGAUUUGGACGAGCCACAUCAGGAUGACACUCAUGUUGAAGUAAAAGGGGUUAUUAUAAAUACAGAAUGGGGAGCAUUUGGAGAUAAUGGAUGCUUGGAUUUCAUUCGCACAGAAUAUGACAACAAUAUUGACUGUGAAUCAAUAAACCCUGGAAGACAGCUGUAUGAAAAAAUGAUCAGUGGAAUGUACAUGGGUGAAAUUGCAAGACAGGUCAUAAUUCGUCUUGUAGCAGAGGGACUCCUGUUCAAUGGUAACUCAUCUGAAAUCUUAGAAGAAAAGGGAUCGUUCUUCACUAAGUACAUUUCUGAAAUUGAAAGUGAUAAGCCUGGAGACUAUAAUAACUGCAGAGUUAUCUUAGAAGAAUUGGGUUUGAACAGUGCCACUGACACAGAUUGUGCAAAUGUUCGACAUGUUUGUGAAUGCGUUUCAAGAAGAGCUGCAUACCUUGCAGCAGCAGGAGUUGCUGUUCUGCUCAAUCGAAUUGGAGAAGAAAGCGUCACUGUGGCAGUUGAUGGCUCAGUGUACCGUUUCCACCCUCACUUCCACAAUCUCAUGACAGAACAAAUUUCGCAUCUCAUUAAACCCGGAAUGAAGUUUGGCUUAAUGUUGUCCGAAGAUGGAAGUGGCCGAGGAGCUGCUUUGGUUGCUGCUGUUGCCUCAAGAAAUUCAAGAUAGGAUAACCAAGUUUUUUUAACCUAAGAAGUGUGGUACGUAAAUGUAUAGUGGCAGGGACUCGUGUGCAAUUGUCAUUGUAUGUGAAUGAAUAGUGUUAUUGCUUAAUACUGUGCUUUGAUAAUAGAUGUUGUGAAAGUCUUCACAUGCGCCUUUAUUAAGCUAAAGUUUAUUGGUAAACAUGCCAUAUGUUGUCAAAGGCUUUUUGUGCCUGAGUGAUGAAUGCCGAUUUUAAUUGUUAAUACUGUAUUAUUUUUGUAUAUUUUUUUCCUACCUGGGUGUAUUUAUUAAGUGUUCAGGUCCUUAACUUUAUAUAUACCAGGUAUUUAUUACUUAGUUUAUUUUUUAUUUUCACCAGUAAGUUUACAUUUAGAAAUGUAAGCUUAUAGCAUACCUUUUAAGCAGACAUUGAUUGUAGACAUUAUAUAGAAUUGGAGAUAUAUUGCAUACAGAAUACUGCAUUUACUCGUAGUGGCUUCUGCAAUAUAAUUAACAUAUCCCUAAAAACAGUAUGAUAAAUAACAAAUGCUUUAUUGGCAUAACAUUUUUAUCCAGAUAACUUCACCAUCAAAACUGUGAAAACUACUCUACCUUUUGUGCUUUUUACAGCACACAAUUGUGAUUUUUAUGUACCAUAUGCAAAUAUGCUACAGAUUAAGUACUGUACUAAUAUCAUUUCUGCUAGAUUGGCUCUGUAGUGUGUCAGAUUUGUGUAUAUGUAUGCCUAAUACAGUAUCUUAAAAUAUAUAAGGAAUGGACCAUAAAAGCCUACAACAUUUGUAUGUGAUAUUAAAAGAUUAAAAAUCAUUUUGAUUUUCUCAGACUUAGGAAAUGAAUAGCUCCCUUUAGAGUUUACAGAAGCAUCCGAAGUGUUAUAGCAUGGAUAAAAUUGGUGUGAUAUCCACUUUUUUUCUGCUACAAUGAAGUAUUUUAAUGACAGCGAUCUCACACAUCCAGUAAACUAAAAUAUUCAUCAAACCCAAGUGCAGAGAAUAUCAUUAUAUAAGACAGUAAAUUUUGUACAUUUGUAAAGAUUUAAUUUAAUAAUUGGUGUGCUACCCACGACUACUUAAGAAUGGUUAUAGUACUGUAUUAUCAUGGGAUUAUCAGAUAGUACUUCAGUCCAAUUUUUAAAAUUUUGUCACUUGUCCCAUAUUGUACCUUGAAGCAUACUAUUAUGUACUGCAAGUAAAAAAUAUACUUGCAAUAUUCUAUUGGGCAGUAUUUAAAUUGGCAAGGAGUAAGUAUAAUUCUUUUAAGUACACAAUGCUCCUUUCUAGCUACUUAUAGCAAAGAUAAUUUUGUUUGGUAAAGGAAUGCAAAUUUAUCCUUUAUCAUCAUCUGCCUAUGGAUCAUUCAACCAACUAUUAUUCCAUAAAGGAUAAAUUUCCUUUGUUAAAAGUAAAACCCCAACUUUUAGUGUUUUAAGGCAAGGUCUUUACCAGUAGCAUAAAAAGUGGAAUUUUACUUACAAAAUUACCACCUUGCUGGUAGUAGAACUACUGAACAUCAUGGUCACUUAACAAUUUUGAAGAAAGUGAUAUUGACAUGACAUGAUAAAGCCUUAAGAUGUAAAUGCAUGAAAAUGAAGUUUACAGAAUUGAAAAGGUACUGAUUUUACUUCAUUUACAGUGGCCAAUAAUAUUAUAGGUGUUUGAAAUUAAUUGCUGUCAUAUAAAUAAACACAAUGUGUAUACAUUAAAAAUUACAAUACUGUCUGUUAAAUAUAACUAAUGUUACAAACAAAGAAUGGGAUUCAUAGGAGCAAAUUUUUAGGCAUUAGGCUUUAGCCUUUAAAGAGAACUGUUUACAAUAGCAAAAGUAUUUAGUAUUGUAGUUUGCAUUGUUGUUUUGUAAGAAAUAUAAAUCCUUAGCCAUGUUUAAAUUUAUAAGACUGAAUAGCAAACCGAGGGAAAAAGUUUCUAUUGUAUUUGAAUUUUAAUAGUACUGUUAAGUGCAUUAAAGCAAGGGAAUGUUUACUGAUAUGCUCUAUUGUGUCCUUGACCACAGCUGAAUUUAUUGAGGGUCAUGUACCGUAAAUAUGGUGAAUUACAUUACAGUAGUGUUUUUUUUUAAAUGUGCAGGAUUUCUUUGGCUUACUGUUGCAAUGUAAGACUUGAAAUUUUGCAAUGUGCUCAUGCACACAACUCCUGUUAGUCUUUGAUCUCUGAAGAUGUCCAGCUUAAAGUCUUUAAGAGUCAUGAACAUGCAGAAGAUCAUUGCUCAUAUCAGAAAGAAGAAACCAUACUACACUAUCUGAAGUUACAGUAUGUCAGCUGUAAAGUAAUUUCCUUUGAAAACUGUGAUAGUUGUGUAAAUCAUAAUGCAAAGUGCAUUCAAUUGUUUUAAAUAUCUAAAGGGCAUUGUAUAUUGUUUUGGACAUGUAAAUUUCUAGAAACAUCUAAAGAGGACUAUCUAAAAGUACAGUAUUUAUUAGUGGAUUAUGUAUGCAACACAAAUAUAGACAUACACUGAUGUUUAAGAAUGUUGAAAAUCCCACGUUUGGCAGUGCAAUAAUCCCCCAAAAAUAUACAGUGUUACUGUAUUUCUGUCGUUUUUUUUGUGAAUCUCAAAAUUCUAAUAUUUAUUGAAAGCUUCAACUCUUAUCUGUCAUAUAUAGUUCAAUUGUACAGUUAUAAUUUAAGGAAACCUAGUAUGUACUAUACAUUUUAGUAUAAAAAGGUACAGUCACAAAGGAAGUACAAGAGUUACUCUAAUAUUGCUUCAAAGCAGAACAAUUGAGGUAAAACGUUAAAUAAAUUAUUAUUAAGAACCAAAUAUUGUCAAAUUUUUAAGUAGAAAACCGACUGAAACGAAAAAAGAAUUUUUUCUUUCUUUCUACUUGAACCAACAGUGAAACUCUGUUUAACCCUUUGUGGUUAUACCAUUUUAUACAUAAUCGAAUGACAAUUAAAAGUAAACAUAAUUUUUGGAUAAAUAAUGUUCAGAAAACUUCACAGCAAAGUCAGAAUUUAAACAAACCUUUCCCACUUGUAAUGAAAAUUUUCUUUUAAAUCCUUCAUUACCUGUAUUAUCAAGUAACUCCAUUUCAAAAUUCAAUGCAAAUAUUUUCUCUAACUAUUAAUCUGGUAAAAUAUUGAGCUUUAAGUACCGUACAUUAAGUCCAAAUGUAUAUUCAUUCAUAUAGCUUUUAGUUUUUAAAGCUCUGUCAUUUUUACAUAACCUGUACUGUAACGGCACAAUGAAACAAAUUCAUGUAAUUAUGUAAAUACUACCUUGAUAGUGAUCUUAGAUAUUGUAAAAUAACCAAUGGAACUCAUUAUUUUUUGUAGUAAGGAAAUGGGAAUAAAUAUGUAUUAUCUGUA
Molecule: messenger RNA, 5108 nt
Organism: Macrobrachium nipponense
Lineage: Eukaryota; Metazoa; Arthropoda; Malacostraca; Decapoda; Palaemonidae
Gene: Hex-A
Product: hexokinase type 2-like
Exons: 12
Coding region: 205-1785 (526 amino acids)
Biological process (GO): glucose metabolic process; glucose 6-phosphate metabolic process; carbohydrate phosphorylation
Cellular component (GO): cytosol; mitochondrion
Molecular function (GO): fructokinase activity; D-glucose binding; ATP binding
Source: RefSeq, a predicted model, not a curated record